Messenger RNA from Pyrgilauda ruficollis (rufous-necked snowfinch), 1644 nucleotides. RefSeq names its product NADPH oxidase 3 (gene NOX3). The transcript has 13 exons. Gene Ontology annotation, molecular function: superoxide-generating NAD(P)H oxidase activity. Bases 1 to 1644 code for a protein of 547 amino acids. The record is from RefSeq and is a predicted model, not a curated record. Gene Ontology annotation, cellular component: plasma membrane; NADPH oxidase complex. Gene Ontology annotation, biological process: defense response; superoxide anion generation. Lineage: Eukaryota; Metazoa; Chordata; Aves; Passeriformes; Passeridae.
AUGGGAUGCUGGAUUUUGAAUGAAAAACUCUCAGUGCUGUUAUUACUGGUGUGGCUGGGACUGAACUUCUAUUUGUUUAUUGAUACCUUCCACUGGUAUGAAGAUGACAAAGCUUACCUUUAUACACGGAUUAUGCUGGGUUCAACCCUGGCUUGGGCAAGAGCUUCUGCAACGUGCCUUAAUUUUAACUGCAUGCUAAUCCUGUUACCAGUCUGUAGAAACCUUAUUUCAUUCUUAAGAGGAGCAAGCAUUUACUGUGGAGGAGCGCUGAGGAGACAGCUUGACAAAAACAUCACAUUUCACAAGAUGGUUGCCUAUGGAAUAGCGUUAAAUGCAACCAUCCACAUUGUUGCCCACUCCAUCAACAUCGAGCGGUAUCAUUCCAGCCAGUCAAAAGAAGCUGGCGAGUUACGGAAUAAACUUUCUGGUCUUGGCAAGAGCCCAAAUGAAAGCUACUUGAACCCAAUCAGGACCUAUGAAACAAACACAACAGGACAAGUACUAACUACAGUAGCUGGAAUAACUGGAGUUGUGAUAACUGUGGCUUUAAUUCUGAUCAUGACUUCAUCCACUGAGCUCAUCAGAAGGUCAAGCUAUGAGGUUUUCUGGUACACCCACCACCUCUUUGUGGUUUUCUUCACUGGUUUAAUAAUGCAUGGUAUGGGUCAGCUUGUCCGAGGUCAGACACCCCAGAGUCUCCUGCUUCACAAUGUCACCUACUGUAAAGAUCACUACUGGGAAUGGGAGAACACCAGUCAGUGCCCUUUGCCAGAGUUUUCUGGCAACAAACCUGUGGCUUGGAAGUGGGUUUUAAGUCCUAUGGUGUUGUACAUCUGUGAAAGAAUUGUUAGGUUUUGGAGAUUUCGACAGGAAGUCAUAAUUACUAAGGUGGUGACACAUUCCUCUGGAGUCCUUGAGCUCCACAUGAAGAAACAUGGCUUUAAAAUGGGAGCUGGCCAAUAUAUAUUUCUACAGUGCCCAUCAGUGUCACAGCUGGAGUGGCACCCUUUCACCCUCACCUCAGCUCCCGAGGAGGACUACUUCAGUGUCCACAUACGGCUCGUCGGGGAUUGGACUGCAGCCCUUUUCAAGGCCUUUGGAGCAGAGGAAAAAGCUCUGAAGGAAUUGUGGAUGUUACCAAGACUGGCUGUAGAUGGACCAUAUGGAUCUGCAACCACAGACAUCUUCCACUACCGAGUCAGUGUGUGCAUUGCAGCAGGAAUUGGAGUCACACCAUUUGCCUCUAUUUUAAAAUCCAUUUGGUACAAAUGCUGCAACCCUGACACAGUACUGGCACUGCAGAAGGUUUAUUUUUACUGGAUUUGUCGAGACCCAUCAGCAUUUGAAUGGUUUGCUGAUCUUCUCUUCCAUUUGGAAACAAAAAUGGCUGAAAAAUGGAAAAAUGACUUUCUAAGCUAUCAUAUAUUUCUUACUGGCUGGGAUGAAAGUCAGGCUACUCACAUAGCCCUACAUUGUGAUGACAAGACGGAUGUAAUUACUGGUUUGAGACAGAAAACCUGUUAUGGAAGGCCAAACUGGGACAAUGAGUUCAAGAAACUAGCUGAAAACCAUCCUAGGCAGAAUACAUGGCAUUCGUAUUCUGGCAGCCUGACUCAACGUAAGGACAUUCAGUCGAGUCAGUAA